This is a messenger RNA of Magallana angulata, 1562 nucleotides long. RefSeq names its product ADP-ribosylation factor-related protein 1-like. Gene Ontology annotation, biological process: protein localization to organelle; intracellular protein transport; Golgi to plasma membrane protein transport. The record is from RefSeq and is a predicted model, not a curated record. NCBI's taxonomy places the organism in Eukaryota, Metazoa, Mollusca, Bivalvia, Ostreida, Ostreidae. The coding region runs from base 127 to 735 and encodes 202 amino acids. Gene Ontology annotation, cellular component: Golgi apparatus. Gene Ontology annotation, molecular function: GTPase activity; GTP binding. The transcript has 8 exons.
CAAAAGUUAUUUCCCUUGUCUUGUAUCCGGGUCUUUCCAACAUGUCAGCGCCCUGUAGAUUUUCAACAAUGUAAACUUGAUAGUCGUUUUAUCGUUUAAAAUUCAACCGUUUUUAGUUUCAGAAAGAUGUACACCCUGCUAUCUGGGCUGUGGAAGUACACGUUUCAGAAGGAUGAAUACAAUGUACUCAUUUUGGGUUUGGACAAUGCUGGCAAAACUACUUAUCUGGAGCAAACAAAAAUCAAAUUCACCAAGAAUUACCAGGGAAUGAACUUAAACAAGAUCACAACCACCGUAGGCCUGAACAUUGGCAAGAUAGACAUUGGACAUGUGAGGCUGAACUUUUGGGACCUUGGAGGGCAGGAGGAGCUCCAAUCUCUGUGGGAUAAGUAUUUUGCGGAGUCACAUGCAGUGAUCUAUAUUGUUGACUCUUCAGACACCGAGAGAAUCGAUGAGUCAAAGGACGCAUUUGAAAAGAUGAUCUCCAAUGCCCAGUUACAAGGAGUCCCUUUGUUGGUUCUGGCCAAUAAACAGGACUUACAGGAAUGUAUGACUGUGCCCAGCGUGAAGCAGGUUUUUUUUGAGACCAGUGAAAAGUUUGGAGGUCGAGAUUGUAAUAUAAUGGGCAUAUCAGCAUUGAAAGGGGAAGGAGUGAGAGAGGGGAUAUUAUGGCUGGUGGAGAGUAUAAAAAACAAUAGCGUAGUACGCCCUCCAAUGCAAAAAGAGAUCACAUGACCUUGGUGUCAUUCUGUGGCCACGUGACAGCAGAUGGUGCUAUCCUUCCCUCCAACUCUGUUGUCAUCUGUGUAGAAGUCUUUCUGAGGGAACAUAUGUUGUUAUCAUGAGAUUUAUCUCUAGAUUGUAUUUAUAUACAAUCUGUUUACUGACCAAAAUUUAUUUAUUAUGUAUUUAUAUUUUGAAGUUUUUAAAUGAUUUCUGACUUUGGCUGUGUAUAAUACAUGAACCGUAGAUAACUUAGAAAAAUGGACAAAUUUCUCAUCAGUAUAUUUUUAUGGUGCAUGUUCACAUGAUUUUUGAUUAAUGUAUUCCAACAAAUCUCAUAAACUGAUAUCAGAACUCACUUUCGUAAAUAAUAUUUUGAAUUGAAGCCCCCAAUAAUACAUGUACCACCAUGCUACAUUACUGUAUUCCGCAAUGUGAGUUUUCAUUGUUUGAUAUUUCAUCCAAGUUUUGUUCUUUUAAGACAUUAUUUUAACACGAGUCUGGGAAGGGCAUUCGCAUACUUCAUCCUAUUGUUGUCAAGAUGAUGUAUGAUGAUUGACAGUCUAGUGGAGGGACAUAAAUAACUGAGGGUAAAGUUUUACAUGAAUCAAUGGGAAAAGCUUUGAUUUCAUGAUCAACAUAUUGAUAAUUAAAAUUCUGUAUAGAUGCAGUGAUUUAUUGUAUGUAUUCGAUUGUCAUAAGACUGAGGACGUGUACAAUACAUAUAUAUAUAUAUACAUGUCUCAGUGAUGAAUACUGAACACAGUGCUGUUUUGUAAUCUAUUGUAAAACGUUGCACAUUUGAAUAUUAAAGAAGCAUGUUUUAAUGUGUAUUGGCA